Molecule: messenger RNA, 2270 nt
Organism: Closterium sp. NIES-67
Lineage: Eukaryota; Viridiplantae; Streptophyta; Zygnematophyceae; Desmidiales; Closteriaceae
Source: the annotation of a GenBank genome assembly
AUUACAGGACCUAGUCCUUGGGGUCCAAAACCAGUCUGGUCCUAAGCUUUAGUCCUUUCUGGUUCUAGGCUCUUAGCUUCCAUCAUCGCCACUCCACGACCAUUCCUCUCCUUGCGUCCGUAGGCUGUGUCACACUUCUCUAUGGCCGACGUUCCAGCGUGCUGGCUUACAGGCGUCGAUGGUCACCGUUCCCUACCAUGCCGUUGGUCAUUGUAACCAGCCGAAGUAGUACGUCAGCCAAAAACUUCUGCUAGUAGCCAAAACGCUAGAGAAGAUUCCUACUGAUAGCGCAGCGGGCUUGAGCUUGAGCUUAGGAGGUUAUAGUUUCCGUUCCCCUACAGAAAAGCAGGAGUGCUUCCGUUCGCCGGUUUACCAGCACUCCCCGCAUCUCGCUCGUCAGCGUCUGCGUCACCGCGGAGUCAGCUACUAUCGCUUACUGUCGCAUACUAUCGCAUCGUCUCGCACGUCUUUCCGCUCUGAAGCUAGUAACCCGUUUCGCACGUUUCUUUCGCACGGAAGGUGGUAACUCUUUUUCGAGGCUCGUCGAUUCGCACGAAACCCGGUAACACAUGCACGGGGAGCUCGAGGCCUCGCCGGCCGUGGUCGAGCCGCAUUUCAAGCUGGGUGACACCAAGUCCCGUUUCGAGCCGCCGCAGAUCUCGCCGCAAAUCCCGCCGCAGAUCUCGCCGCAAAUCCCGCCGCAGAUCUCGCCGCGUUUCAAGCUGGGGGACGCUAUCUCUCCCCCCACCAGAGCCCCCCGCGACCUGCAAUUGCGGGUGGCGGGGGACGCCUCCCCCUGCAAAGCCCCGCGCGGGGAUCCCCACGCGCGAGUUUCCCCAGAAACUUCCCCCUCCCCCUCCAAAGCCCCGCGCGGGGACCUUCACGUGCGGGUGACGGGGGACGACUCCCCCUCGCGCCUCUGGUUCCGCCGAACUUCGGGGGAGGAGGAAGCACGUGCGCUCGCGCAGUUGCUCUCCCUACAGCAGCACCAGCAGCAGCAGCAGCAGCAGAACCAAGUACCGCGUCAACCGGGACAGUCCGUUCAGACAAGCCAGUCAGUUCCGUCCUCGGGAACAACAGCAGCAGCAGCAGCAGCAGCAGGAGGAGCAGCAGCAGCAGGAUCGACGAUGGGGAUCUAUCCGCGGUGUCGAACGAGCGACGGCUUUCCAAUCGGCAGCCCGUCGCUCUGCUCCCCGCGCUUGCCGCCGCGAUCUCCGCGGACGCCGGAUCUGUCGCAGUCGCCGGCCGGGUCUUCCCACAGCUCACCGCAUCGCACGCGGCCCGGGUACUCGGCGAGCGGCGCGCACGUGCCGAGUCGCGAGCUGGCGCGGCGGUCGCAGCAGUGGGCGAAUCUGCGGUGCGAGGCGAAGGUUCUGUCGAGCGCGUUAGAGGAGUUGGUCGCGUCUACAGUGAACGACUGGAGUGUAGAAAGCGUGGAGGGUGUAGCAGGCAGGAGCGGUAACAUCGCCAGCAGCAGCAGUAACCGUAACAGUAACAGUAACAGUAACGGUAGCGGUAACGGUAAAGGUAACGGUGGCGGUAACAGGGACAGCGAUAGUAACAACGCGAGGCGCGACAGCCCUGACGAAACUCCGCCGGAGCUUUCGCCUAAGGAGGAGGAGGAGGGUCUUGGUGAGCAGCGGAGAGUAGAAUAGAGGAAUGGUGGGGAGGAGCUUCUACGGGUGUGGACAGGUAGCACUGUAGCUUCGUUUUAAUCACAUCACCAACCGUGCAUGUCGUACUUUGACGGUUGGGCGCUUGACUUUCGAAUCCUCGUUAUAUUAACAUGUGGGCUGGCAGCAGCGGUGCGGAAAUAGCGCAGAUAAGAAGGAAGAUGAUUGGCUGACAUUUAGUGGCUGAUGUGUCACCGGGUGAGACGGUGAGACUUGAGCGUGCAGGGAGGCGAUGGGCGACGAAGGGCCAAGGCGAGCCGAACUGGGGGAUUUUGCUCCCUGGUGAUUCGUGGAAGGUCGCAUUAGGUUUUCGGAGGAGCGGUGUUGUGUGUGGUAGGGAGGGAGGGAGGAGAGUUGUUGUGGCUCUUCUGACGACGUUUUGUAAGUCAAUUCGGGAAUUGGGAGCCAUGAUGCUAAAAAAUGACAUCCACAGCAUGCUUCUAGAGCUUCUCUUUUCUCCUUUUGCUUCUCAUUUCGGCAUCCCUUAUUCCUGCUGCUCGGUCCUGAUCGAUCGGAGGUUUGCUGUUUAUAGUCGUGCCUCCAUGUGCAGCAUUUUCCCUUUGACUCGAUUAACUGCAAUAAAGUUUAUGUAGCCCG